This is a messenger RNA of Trypanosoma rangeli, 690 nucleotides long. RefSeq lists its product as uncharacterized. The transcript has a single exon. The record is from RefSeq and is a predicted model, not a curated record. The coding region runs from base 1 to 690 and encodes 229 amino acids. Lineage: Eukaryota; Euglenozoa; Kinetoplastea; Trypanosomatida; Trypanosomatidae.
AUGCUUGAGUACUCUUGUUCCCACUGCCAGCUGCCGUUGCCUGCCGCGGCAUUGAACGCGAUACCCAGGAGUGUUUUGCACGAUGCCCUCGCAGCUGCGAUACGUUGUUGCCAAGAAGAGUUGGGGGAGCUGGAGCGGAGGCGCCUUCAGGAUGCCGUCUCCGCUGCUAUCGUUGCCUCCCCCUUGCUGCGCACGGAGGCCAUUAUGUGUCCGGACCUUUUUUCUCGGAAGUUCUGCGGCAGCGUCAUUCCGCAGGAGGAGGUGUGGUGGUGGUGCACACAUCUGUGGCGUUGUCUGUCGGACUCCGUGGAGGCUGCCACAACCUGGCUGGCGGUGUGCCAGCGAAUUGGGGUGAGCGAUUUUGAUGAUGCAUCGACUGCCUUCUACCGCAAACAUUUUCCCGCUGUUGGUUGUGCAGGCGUCGCAGUCAGGCAAGGUGGUGAAGGCAUUGUUUGCAGCUUUGCAGCAAGGUGCUACCAAUCCGCCGGUGGCAGACGACCUCUCACACACCAGUGCGCGGAGUCUGCUGUUGUUGUGUGCGGACGACAGCAGCGCUCCUGUCGUUCAGUGGACCCUGUGUUACUGCAAGGACCGCGAGUAUUUGGUUCAGUUAGUUUUAGACCACCUCGAGAGCCACCGCGAUGUAGCCGCGUAGGUGCUGCAGGUUAUGUUGCAUCCCGAGCACGCUGA